AGAAAAAAAAAAAACCCCAAAACAACAGAAAAGCUCAGGUUCUUUGUGGGAGAAGUUGUAAUGGGAUUCAGAGAAGCCGUUUUGUUAGUGUUUGUGCUUUUCCUCUUUGGGGGAAAUUCCUGUGCUGCCACACAAAACUGGUCAAACUCGACCACUAAUGACACUCUGAACCAAAUCCCACAGGAGCAAGAGGCAGCAAGCUUACAGCUGCCGAGAUCGCUGCAGGCAGAUGAUGGUGGGUCAAACUGGACGCAGCCCGGCGGUCCGGUCCGCUCCUUCGUCACCUACCGGCUCACCGUCCACCAGCUCAGGAAGCAAGCGUCGGCCCGGCCUCUCGAGGAUGCUUCUCUGAGCCCGCAUGUAUCGGAGGCCGACGUCCUGGCUCACGAGGAGCAGGUGGAGCCAGAGUCGACUGUGCCACCUCAAGAGUUGGUAAAGCUUGUUCAAGGCCCAGAUCUGAACCCACCUGUCGAGCCGGAAUCAAAGGUGCAGCCUCGGAUGUUUCAGCAGCGGGGGCCCGUGGCAGCCGCCAGCGUGGUGGCACGCUGUGGCGAAGGAGAGGUCGCCGUAGAGGUCAAACAGAACUUCUUAGGAAACGGCCAGUUGAUCCGUCCAAGCGAUCUGACCCUCGGAGGCUGCGCCGCUCUAGACGCCGACGACCACAUCCACUUCCAGUCGGAGUUACAGGACUGCGGCAGCACAAUGAGGAUGACUGAAGAAACCCUCAUCUACUCCUUUUCUCUGAUCUACUCUCCCAUUCCUAUUGGCAACACCUUCAUUUUUAAGACCAACCCUGCUGAAGUGGUAAUUGAAUGCCACUAUCAAAGGAAGCUUUACGUGAGCAGCGGCCCCUUGAGGCCUACCUGGACGCUGUUCGCCUCCAGCAUGUUGGCGCAGCAGCAGCUGCACUUCUCCCUGCGUUUCAUGACAGAAGACUGGCAGUCGCAGAGGCCUUCCAGAGUUUACCUCGUGAGUGAAGUGAUGCAGAUUGAGGCGGCGGGCCGCCAGGGCCACCACGUUCCGCUGAGGGUCCACGUGGACAGCUGCGUGGCAACCGUGAGCCCGGACCCCAACUCUCAGCCCGCAUACCCCUUCAUCAGCAACCACGGGUGUUUGAGUGACGCUAAGAUGACGGGAGCCAAGUCUUACUUCAUGCAGAGGCGCCAGGAAGAUAAACUUCACUUCCAGCUGAAAGCCUUCAGCUUCCCCCACGAUCACAGGAAUUCAUUCUACAUCACAUGUCUCCUGAAAGCAACGCAAGUCUCCAAGCCCAUCGACUUGCAAAACAAAGCAUGUUCCUUCUUGACUGAAGCUAACAGAUGGGUGGCGUCAGGUGGAGACAACGCGGUGUGUGGUUGCUGUGAGACCAGCUGCAGCGAGCAGAGACAGAAAAGAAGCCUCGCAGCAGAUGUCGAGCCGCAGAGGGAGGGGACGGUGGCUCAGGGCCCCAUCCUGCUGGAGGAGCUGACCGAGCUCCAGACUCAAGCAGCCUCCCGUCAGUCGACGGCCCUGCUGUGUGGAGUGUGUGCGUCGCUGGCCGCGCUGCUGCUGGCUUUCAUGGGGGCCUCCAUUUGCGGCAGAUGCUACAAACCCACUGGACACUUUGUUUGCACCUGA
Molecule: messenger RNA, 1617 nt
Organism: Anarrhichthys ocellatus (wolf-eel)
Lineage: Eukaryota; Metazoa; Chordata; Actinopteri; Perciformes; Anarhichadidae
Product: zona pellucida sperm-binding protein 3-like
Exons: 11
Coding region: 61-1617 (518 amino acids)
Biological process (GO): positive regulation of acrosome reaction; binding of sperm to zona pellucida; egg coat formation
Cellular component (GO): extracellular matrix
Molecular function (GO): acrosin binding
Source: RefSeq, a predicted model, not a curated record